AUGGAUCUAACCUUGCGACCUUCCGACUACCGGCUUUCUGAAUCUGUUUUGAACACCCUUGACAUCUCUGGUCAUCACCGAACUCUUUCUUCCAGUACUGAGCCUCCGCAGUCUCAAUACCUCAUUACUGGUCAGGGAGAAUAUGUUAAUAAUAUUCAUAAAGAGACCGGAAUAAAAGACUUUACCGAAGAAGCUCCCAGAAAGCGAGCUGCUAUAUCCUGCUGUUCGAAUUAUCUAGACUCCGAAAAUUCUCUAUCCUGGUGCAGCACAGUUUCUGUGGAUCAAGAUAUAGAACAUGCUGACAAGCUAUUUGAAUCUGGAGAAGACCCUAAUGAAAUAAAAAAUGUUUUAUGCGAAACAGAUAUUCCUCUCGACUUGCCUUUUGAAGAAGAUAUGCUUCCAAAGACUGACAUUUCUAAGUGGAGCCGUUCACUCAGUCCCGUAAAUAAUGAGUCGUGGCAACUUGUUGGAGAAGAUCUUUUGUUAUCUUCCUCAGAGAAUGUAAGUUGUUUAUCUUUCCAAUCAUGCUGGUUUUAUUUUCUCGUCGAUUUAUUUGACAAACUUUUAAAUAUACCAGCGAAGUCUCUUAUUGUCAUCUUAUCUCCUUUGGAUUAUUUACGUUAA
Protopolystoma xenopodis is the source of this 624-nucleotide messenger RNA. The record is from the annotation of a GenBank genome assembly. NCBI's taxonomy places the organism in Eukaryota, Metazoa, Platyhelminthes, Monogenea, Polystomatidea, Polystomatidae.